CCCUCGCCAUGCACGGGGCAAGCGCGGAGCUACUACGUGGACUGGAGGAUGCUGCGGGACGUCAAGAGGAGGAAGCUGGCGUACGAGUACGCGGACGAGAGGCUGCGGAUCAACGCCAUCCGGAAGAACGCCAUCCUGCCCAAGGAGCUCCAGGAAGUGGCUGAUAAAGAGAUUGCUGACUUGCCCCGGGACAGCUGCCCUGUGAGGAUCCGGAAUAGGUGCGUCCUGACAUCCCGCCCUCGGGGGGUGAAACGACGUUGGAGGCUCAGCAGAAUUGUUUUCCGACAUUUUGCUGACCAUGCUCAGAUGUCUGGGAUACAGAGGGCUAUGUGGUAGAUCACCACGUGGAUAUACAUUCAGGCAGAAAACACAAAACAGGCUGUUUGUGUGUUUUGAGUAAUUAAAGCAAGACUGUCCUGUCUAAGAGCCCAGCAU
Molecule: messenger RNA, 435 nt
Organism: Nipponia nippon (crested ibis)
Lineage: Eukaryota; Metazoa; Chordata; Aves; Pelecaniformes; Threskiornithidae
Source: RefSeq, a predicted model, not a curated record